Messenger RNA from Cataglyphis hispanica, 2003 nucleotides. RefSeq names its product m7GpppN-mRNA hydrolase (gene DCP2). Bases 406 to 1782 code for a protein of 458 amino acids. Gene Ontology annotation, cellular component: P-body; cytoplasm. Lineage: Eukaryota; Metazoa; Arthropoda; Insecta; Hymenoptera; Formicidae. The transcript has 6 exons. The record is from RefSeq and is a predicted model, not a curated record. Gene Ontology annotation, biological process: nuclear-transcribed mRNA catabolic process, nonsense-mediated decay; deadenylation-dependent decapping of nuclear-transcribed mRNA. Gene Ontology annotation, molecular function: 5'-(N(7)-methylguanosine 5'-triphospho)-[mRNA] hydrolase activity; RNA binding; manganese ion binding.
UUUUUAGAAACCUCUCGCUCCUCAACUAAUCGUGAAACACGUAUAUCAUUCUGUACUCAUCCUUCGCUUUUAUUACGCUUACGAAAUGCAAAUAGGUGGAAAACAAUAUAAAAAACACAUACGCAUUUCAUUUUUUGUGUAUAAAUUGAAAGCAACAUGGCUCCUGUGAUUAAUGUUGUGGUUAGGAUCAUGUGCGGAUAACAUGGUUUAAUUAAAUAGUUCUUUAUUACGAUAAAAUGAAAUUUAUAACAUUUUGAUAUAUAUCUUUCGUGCAAAACAUUUUGAGGAAGUAUACACAUCGUACACAAUAUCUAUUUUAAAAUAAUUUUAAUCAAGAUACAUAUCUGAUUGUGAGUGUAUAGCUGUCAAGGACAAAUCAUUAUUGAAGAUUAAUCCAUUGGAGUAAUGGAACACACAAUUCCAUCCGAUAUCCUUGACGAUCUCAGCAGUCGAUUUAUCAUUAAUGUCCCUGAGGAGGAGAGGAAAGACUUGGUGCGAAUUUGCUUUCAAAUCGAAUUGGCACAUUGGUUUUACCUUGACUUCUACUGCACAGAGGAGAAUCCUAAACUAAGGUCAUGUAACAUGAAGGAAUUUGCCACUCAUAUAUUCCAGCACAUACCUUUUUUGAAGCCACAUCUGCAACACAUUGAUGCUGUACUCGACCAAUGGAGAGAAUACAAGCAGAAUGUGCCAACAUUUGGGGCGAUUGUGCUAAAUGAAGACAUGACCAAGGUGCUGUUAGUGCAGAGCUACUGGGCAAAGAAUAGCUGGAGUUUUCCCAAAGGAAAAGUAAAUGAGGAUGAGGAGCCUUCUCUUUGCGCCAUUCGAGAAGUGCUGGAAGAGACCGGUUUUGAUAUAUCUAAUUUGAUAGAUAAAAACGAAUAUAUUGAAUCUAUAAUAAAUGAUCAAGUAGUGAGAUUGUACAUUAUCUCGGGUGUGCAAAAGGACACGAAGUUCCAACCGAAAACGCGGAAAGAAAUAAAAAAUGUCGAAUGGUUUUCCGUAGCAGACUUGCCCAAUACUAAGAAAGAUAUGACUCCUAAAGUGAAAAUUGGCGUUGGACCAAACGCGUUUUUUAUGGUUGUACCUUUUGUCAAACGGAUGAAGCGGUGGAUUCAAGAGAAACAGCAACGUGAAAGAAAUAUUACUAUGACCGUCCGAAGACAAAGGCAUAAAUCGUUGGGAGAAGUCGAGACGGUUUCGAAGAGCAAACGACAACAGAUACCUUUCCAUCAUUUUUCUACUUGCCCACCACAAAGUGAAGUUCCAGAUUUUAAGAUUAACCGUCAAUCGAACAUCUCUCCAGCUCGCAAUCGCCGUAGUACAAGUGACAAUAAGAAAGACGCUGUAUCGAAAGCAGCCUUUAAACGGAAUCUAUUUGGAGAUCACGAAGAAACUCAAUCGCAGGGUCUCGCUAAACACUUGAUAGACAGCCCUGCUCAGUCGUGCUCAUUUCUAAUCGAUCCUGCGAUUCAAUCAGUCAAGUACAAUGCUUUCAAUUACAAAGCUCAAUCUUGGGAAGAAGUGAAAGACUGUCGCAAGAAAAGCGUACCAGCGGGAAAUAUUAAGGCGUUACUGUUUGGAGAAGCUGCGCGCAAAUUACAAAAAGAUUUUACAACCAUUUCGUCGCUUUCUUUUGUAAAUAUGGAACACGAGGAUUCAUCGCUUUUAACGAAGAAUUAUAUGGAUUAUCCUGCUGCUGAUUUUUAUUUAGAGAGUUGGAAGAAUUUUAAAUUUGAUAGACAAGAAAUACUGAAAACUCUAGACUCAUUAUGUAUAUAAGAAUUCGGAAGAAUGGAUUAAAAAGUAUCUUUUAAUCUCUAAAGAGCAGGAACUUUCUAUCUCUGCAGAUUACGAAAAAUUAUUGCACGUUUAAAACAUGUUAUUAUUUCUAAUUAUCGUUCCUAUUAUUCAAUAUUCUUCUAAUAUCGAUUUAAAUUUAAAUUUAAAUUUUUGAUCUUUUGUAUAUAUUUUUCUUACUAUAUACAUAAUGUAUGUAUGUA